AUGGUGCAGGAUCCGACAGUAUUUGACGUUCUUGUUAUGCCAAACCUCUAUGGUGACAUUCUGAGCGAUCUGGCUGCCGGGUUGAUUGGUGGACUGGGAGUCACGCCUAGUGGAAACAUUGGUGAAGAAGGUGCUAUUUUCGAGUCGGUAAGGAGCUCAGCCUCAGUUUUGUUAAAUAUCUACCAACAUUCACAUUUUCGUUGGACCUAUAAUCAUGCACAUGAAUAA
This is a messenger RNA of Protopolystoma xenopodis, 228 nucleotides long. The record is from the annotation of a GenBank genome assembly. Lineage: Eukaryota; Metazoa; Platyhelminthes; Monogenea; Polystomatidea; Polystomatidae.